AUGGUCAGGCUGACCCUGGGCCUGUUUCGGCUUUACCCUUCUCUGGAGGAUAAGCACCAGUUUCCUCACGAUGAGGUUUCAUCCUCAGUGUCACACCUUGCAGCCAAGGUCCAAGGUGCAGCUUUCCGGGGCUGGAAGGAAGUGACGUCUCUGUUCAACAAGGAUGAUGAGCAGCAGUUGCUUGCAGGAUGCAAAUCUGCGAAAUCCAAAGGAACAAACCUGAAGCUGAAGGAGGAGCUGAAGGCUGAGAAGAAGCCAGGCUUCUGGGACAGUUUGGUGAUAAAGCAGAACGUCCCACCACGGAAACCCGACGAGAUGGAGGGAUGGGAACCACCUCGGAUUCCCUCUGCCCACUCUGCCAGCGACGCAGCUGCGCCGAGUGACUGCACAGCCUGGGCAGGCUGGGAGGAUGAAACCAAAGGCUCCACGAAAUACACGACUCUGGCCAGCUCAGGAAACAGCUCCAGGUGGAGCAUCAAAUCCGCUGGGAAGCUGGUUAGCAUUAGACGUCAGAGCAAAGGUAACCUGACUGACAACUGGGAGGAACUGGAGUGA
This is a messenger RNA of Acanthisitta chloris (rifleman), 555 nucleotides long. It is a transcript of the gene TDRP, whose product is annotated as testis development related protein. Gene Ontology annotation, cellular component: nucleus; cytosol. Bases 1 to 555 code for a protein of 184 amino acids. Lineage: Eukaryota; Metazoa; Chordata; Aves; Passeriformes; Acanthisittidae. The record is from RefSeq and is a predicted model, not a curated record. The transcript is spliced from 3 exons. Gene Ontology annotation, biological process: spermatogenesis.